Drosophila subpulchrella is the source of this 818-nucleotide messenger RNA. Its product is annotated as nucleolar protein 16. The transcript is spliced from 3 exons. Gene Ontology annotation, cellular component: nucleolus. Gene Ontology annotation, biological process: ribosomal large subunit biogenesis. The coding region runs from base 97 to 720 and encodes 207 amino acids. The record is from RefSeq and is a predicted model, not a curated record. NCBI's taxonomy places the organism in Eukaryota, Metazoa, Arthropoda, Insecta, Diptera, Drosophilidae.
ACUAUCUAAACAGCUGCUGCAACACGUGCCGCUUUAAAAUUGUUUUGGUUUUUGGAUUCAAGGAGCGUUGGAAUCCACUAAUAACACGGUUUAACAAUGAAAAUCCGCAAGAAUCAUGCACGCAAGCGUUACCGCUACAAUGUGAACCGAAAGACGAUGAACAAAACCAGGAGUUCCACCGGAAAAAUCAAGGACCCCAGGAUGAAGAAGAUGUGGAUGGAGGACCAGCGCGUGGGCACCAACUUCAGCGAAAUGGGGUUGGCCAAGGACGUGAACAAGGCCAUUGCGAUUCCAAGCUACAAGAAGGAUAGGCUCCUGGCGGCGAGAGUGGUGAAUGGCUUCCUGGAGGAGGAGCUGGACGAGGACGAGCGGCGGGCACUGGGCCUCAAAAAGCCAGUCGUGGAUGAGGGUCCCAAACGAGGUCACGUCGUCCAGGAACUAGAGCAGCUGGCCAGCGAGCGUGCCGACCCGGAAUUCAGAUUACCCAAGGGCGUGGUCAAGGAGCUCACUUACUUCCUCAACAAGCACAAAUUCAACUACAAGGCCAUGGUCGCCGACCGAAAGAACUUUAACCAGUCCACCUGGCGACAGUUCCGCCUGAAGAUUCGCAGGUUCAUGUCCAUUCCGGAGCAGUUCAACGUUUACCUGGAGCAGCAGAAGCUGCCCGUGGGCGUGAAACCGGAUUGGGAGGAGUACGAGUCGGACAGUGAAUGGAAAUAAAUGCUUCUGACCUUAAAUGUAAUUCUGAUCGGGUUUAUGCUAUUAUUUGUAAUGUUUAGACGUAAUUCUUUAAAUACACAGAAAAAUAGGCAAGUAAA